AUGGCGUCCUCCUUCGUCGGCGCGGAUCAAGAAAUCAUCGCCUCGUUCAUCUGGCGAGCCAUCAUCAGCGUUGUCUUCACGGAUGACCUGGCAGACUUGCUCCAGGACGAGCUGGAUUCCAUGAAGUUUGUAAGGACAUCAAUGCAAUGGGACAAGCGAGACUCAACUUCUAUCCACGAGUGGACAUACCAAGCCGUACGAGCUAUAAGCCUAUCGAACGAGUUCGACGCAAGACAAAAAAGACGGUUUGAUGAUUUGAGCCAGGCACUCUCUCGGCACCUUCGAUUCCUGCUGCACCGAUGGAACCCCAAGCAAAAGUCUAGCAUACUACCCUUUGCCGAGAUGCUCAAGAUUGAAUGUCUUGAACCAGCCUUUCAGUUGCACUUCAAGGGCAUCAUCAGCCGAAGCUCCGUCAGACUUGAGCUCAACGCAUUCCUGGAAUAUGACUUCAACCAAAACAUUGUCGCCAGCAGCCAGUUUUAUGACAACGUAGACGACAUGCUGACCGACACAAGGCUAGCCACCCUCUAG
This is a messenger RNA of Emericellopsis cladophorae, 531 nucleotides long. RefSeq lists its product as uncharacterized. Lineage: Eukaryota; Fungi; Ascomycota; Sordariomycetes; Hypocreales; Bionectriaceae. The record is from RefSeq and is a predicted model, not a curated record. Bases 1 to 531 code for a protein of 176 amino acids. The transcript has 3 exons.